Molecule: messenger RNA, 1367 nt
Organism: Drosophila obscura
Lineage: Eukaryota; Metazoa; Arthropoda; Insecta; Diptera; Drosophilidae
Exons: 2
Coding region: 50-1102 (350 amino acids)
Source: RefSeq, a predicted model, not a curated record
GCUGCUUGGUGCGAUCAGUUGGCUGGUUGUUCUCCGACGUUAAUCAAUCAUGGGCUUUGCAGAGGAACUGCAUAAUAUUUUGGAUGAAUUGCGUAUAUCUGACCGUGAUCGCUCCAAGUACACUGAGGAUGCUGUUGAAAUCCAAAAUCAUGUUAUUGAGAAACUAAAGUUGGCAGACGAUAAUUUUCGCAGAGCUUUUGAUGGCCUUAGCCUUGCAGGCAGCUACUUGGACAGGGUGAAAUUGAAGACACCUGAUGAAUUUGAUUUGCAUAUGAAACUGAAACUGCCAUUGCAAAUCACCCCGAAGAAAGACGAGAAGGGAUUCGUAUUUUUGUUUGCAAGUGGCUUCUAUCAUUCUAUUGCUGCCGACAAUUACAUAGAUCGAGAAAAUCUUCAAAAUUGGCUGCGCGAUGCAUUCAAUAAGGUGUUUAAAUCAAAGCUAAGUGUUCGUUGCAGGACUGGAGAAGUAUACGAAUUAAUGUACACGGCCCAGGGCUACGGAUGUGCCCACACCAUUGAAGCUGAAGGAAAGAAUCGGAACAUAUCGUUUGAUUUGGUGCCAGCAUUCGAGUUCACUUGGGCUCAGUGGCCGUUGGGCAAUCCAUGCAUUUACAACAGCCGUAAGAAGAAAAUACGUAAAUUUCCAUGGUUCGCUGUACCACAAUCCAAAAAAGGCUCAACGGACGAGCGAACCUUUAUGGUAUGUGCCCCGCAUUGGGAACGCCAGAUAACGAUGGAUUUGGAUAACUUCAAAAAUGUAUUGCGCCUCAUGAAGGGAUUGCGCGACGCUCAUGCGAGUGAUUUCCCCCAUCUAUCAAGUUACAUGCUGAAAACCAUCUUGCUCCAUCAACUGGGAAAAGUAAGCUGGUUCACAGAUUUGCCAACUCUCUUCAUUAAGAUGUGGAACUGUUUGGUAGUUUGUCUACUAAAUGGCAGACUGGAAUUCUUUUUGGCACAUGAACAAAAUAUUUUUGAUCGUAUGAGUCCUGAGGAACGUCACAAAUGCUACUGUACAGCUUCACAAUUACUUUCGGAGCUUCGCUAUGCUGACCAGAAUCGCAGCUACAAUGAAAUCUCUAAACUUUUUAAUGUUUCUAAAUGAGAUAAAAGCAGAUUUCAAAUUUUCUAUUUGUAUUAUAAUGCAGCUUUUCAUGGAGCAGCAACAAUCGUAUUUUUAUUCCUAAUAAAUUCAUAUUGUUCGGAGCAGCAGCCGUUAAUAGAUCUCAACAAAUUAAUAUCAUAAAGUCAUAUAUCAUCUCUUAUACUAAAAAUCGCUCUCUCAGUACGCUCCCGUACACACGCACAUAUGUCAGUACUGCUUAUAGUGCAUUGCUUCGCCCUGUUCUCGUGGCAGUCCAAAUAUUUGU